This is a messenger RNA of Aedes aegypti (yellow fever mosquito), 3366 nucleotides long. Its product is annotated as lanC-like protein 3 homolog. The transcript has 6 exons. Gene Ontology annotation, biological process: carbohydrate metabolic process; peptide modification. NCBI's taxonomy places the organism in Eukaryota, Metazoa, Arthropoda, Insecta, Diptera, Culicidae. The record is from RefSeq and is a predicted model, not a curated record. Gene Ontology annotation, cellular component: plasma membrane. Bases 2023 to 3273 code for a protein of 416 amino acids. Gene Ontology annotation, molecular function: DNA binding.
CGAAAGUUUGGUUCAUUAUUGAAGUGUUUCACCUUAAAGUUCUCUAUCCCGGAUCAGUUUGUUGACCGAUUUGGCGGCGGCUUGACCAAUGUUUAUUUUUACUUACUAAAAAGUAUAUAUUGCUAUCAAAUCGUAAAUUUACGAUAAACGACUAACAAUGUCCAAGAAGCCCAAAAAGCGAAAAGUUCGACAAUACACCAGGGAAAGUUUGUUCAAAGCCAUCGAUGCCGUUGACCAAGGGAUGAGUUUAUUCAAGGCGGCAGCUACCUUUGGCGUCCCUCGUACAACACUGUCCUCCUACUAUGAAGAUCGGAACCGGCAGGGUAAAACCGGUCCCACGCUUACAUUCACUGACGCCGAGGAGCAAUUGAUGGUCGAGUGGACACGGGACGUUUACCAGAAAGGCUUGUUUUGUAGAGCUUCGGAACUGUUGGAAGCAGCCCGUUGCAUCUUAGAUGACUGUCCAAGGACCGGGAAGCAGAAGGCUCGAAACUUGUCUACUAGUUGGGUAAGAGCAUUCUACAAGCGACACCCUCAAGUGCCCACAUAUCUGCGCGUGGACAUGGAAGAAUCGCCUGAGUUGCCACAACAGAAGUGCUUCGAGACUGUUUUCCAGCAUCUGGAUUGUCUCGAUAUCUUCAACGAUCCCUCACGUGUUUUCAAGUACAACGAAAUCAAAUUCGGCCUUUGUUCAAAUUUUUACAACUACAUUGCUGGCGAUAACGCGUCCAGCAAAUCUGAAUUAAUUACUACUGGUGUUAUAACAUCAGCAAGUGGCAGACUAGCCUUCCCCAGUAUAAUAUAUCCACACGAUGGAACUAUUCCGUUGGAACUGGCAGCUACAGUGCCCUUAUUUUAUGGAUAUGGCAGUAGUCCAAAAGGCACUUCAACGACCACUACCUUCUACAAUUACGUCACCAAAGUUUUCUACAAGUACUUGAUGUUGAACAAAAUGCCUAUUCCUGUGGUUCUUUUUGUGGACGGAACUAGGCCAAAUGUAUCGUUCAGAUUGUGGCAAGCAUGUAGGUCUCUUGGAAUCAUUUUAGUGGCAUUUAAUCCAGAUGAAAGUUUCAACUUUAACAAUAAGUACUUCCCGUCAAAAACAUUGCUCACAACCCACAUCGUGGAGAAGCUUCGUGAUGCACUGGCCCAGUGGAGGGAAAGCAACGGAAACCGGAUAUCGGAAAUGCACUUUGCUGAACUGCUCCAACCAGUUGUUCACAACCUCAUUCCAACUGAUCUGAUAAAGAGUGACUGGGCGAAGUUUACCUUCUAUCAAUGGAUCCAAAAGCGGCGAUCGCAGGUAGAAGACAUCGAAUUCGUCAGUGCAAAUCCUGCGGCAUCAAAAAAGAAAUCUUCGACUGCAAACGACAAAGCAUCGAGUGGAAAAUCGCCGGUGGCCGUAGAGGAAAAACCGUCAUAGUAAGUGAUCUCACAUGUUUGGACGCAGACGAGGCGGAUGUUGUAAAUAGAGGAUAUAAAACUGACAAAAUUGAACAUCAAAACAAAAAUUUGUAUUGCGCUCAACAUUAGCACAGAUAUGCCAUACUGAUUCUUUUUAACGAAUAAGGAUAUAAAACUGACAAAACUACAAGCCAAAAUAAAAAGUUGCAUUGCGCUCAAAAUUAGCAACGAUUUGCCUGAAAAAUAAAAUAAGAAAGGAAAUUAUAAUUAUUUAUUAUAUCAAAAUCCCAAUUAUUGCUCAUAAUAAAUAAAAAUAAACUUAAAUUAAUAACUGAAUUUGUAUUCAUGGCACGUGAAAAGCAGGAAAAGAAAUAAAAUGGAUGUGCGUUUUCCGGUGUGGCACAUUCUGGCCAUCCCUAAUUUAUACUCAACAGGCAAAGCGCAUAUUGAAGAAGGAAUCACAACAAAGUAGAUAAAAGGAUCCUUGGAUCGAUAGGUAAGGCUUUCCCAGGGAAAAUUUUCAUUAAUUUGAGUUUUCACUCGAUCAGACCAAUCUGCCAUCGAUUUUCCAUCAAUUGUGUCCUGCUCGGCAGCUGCAGCCAUAUCUCAACACGACGAAUGUCUGGCGCUGGAGGACGAUUUUUUCAGAAUCCUUUCCAAGACUAUGUAGGAGGCCCAGUAGUGAAAAAUGACGACCAUAUCAGGGGAUUGAUCCAAUCCUACGUAAAUCUCAUCGUGGACAAUACGAAGCCGGGGAAGAAUAGCGACCAUCGGGGAGACUUGUAUGUGGGCGAUGCUGGUAUUGCGUAUAUGUUUCUGAGGCUGCACGAAAAUGGACUUUUCGGAGCUGAUGCCCUCCAGUAUGCCAAGCAGUACGUGGCCAAUGCCAAGAGUAAAGCUGUACGCUAUGCAGCUCGGGCUGAGGAACGGUGUUCUUAUCUCUGUGGAAAUGCAGGGAUCUAUGCGGUUUCAGCUGUCAUUUGUCACAAAAUGGGACAAAGACAGGAGAUGGAUGAAGACCUAAGAAAUUUUGCUUCUGGCAUUACCGUGUGCAAGAAGAUUGACUUUAACAAAAACGGAAGCGACGAAUUGCUCUUUGGAAGAGCGGGAUAUCUAAGUGGGAUUUAUUGGCUGCAUCAGACAAUCGACAAGAAGUUAUUUGCUCACGAGACGUUGAACACUAUUUGUGGAGUUAUAAUCGAAAGUGGAAAACGCUAUUCAACAGCUCAUCGCAGCCCAAUUCCGUUGAUGUACCAUUGUUGGGGAGAUGAAUACCUUGGAGCAGCUCACGGAGUUUCUUCCAUUAUGCACAUGCUGCUGGAGUCACCAUUUCAAGCAAAUCCGAAUUGCACCGAAUUGGCUGCAGUUCGUGCCACAAUCAAUAGUUUAUUGUCCUUACAGGAUGCUGAAGGAAAUUUUCCUGUAACGCUACAAGAUUAUUUGCAACGAACGAGGGACGAAACAUUGGUCCAUUGGUGUCAUGGCGCACCCGGUAUAGUGUAUCUUAUGGCCAAGGCUUAUAUUGUCUUCAAAGACCAAAAAUAUCUCCAAUCCUGUGUUCGUUGCGCUGAUCUAGUUUGGCGCAAAGGAUUGUUGCGUAAGGGCCCGGGCAUAUGCCACGGUGUAGCCGGCAGUGGAUAUGUCUUCCUCCUCCUCUAUAGACUGACCGCAGAUCCCAAAUACCUCUACCGUGCUAUCAAGUUCAUGGAAUAUUUAACGCAUGAGGAGUUCAUUCGUUAUGCUCGCAAUCCAGAUCGUCCCUUUAGUCUGUACGAAGGCUACGCCGGAACCGUUUGUUUCCUGUUGGACUUACUGCGACCAGAGCGUGCCAGCUUCCCGUUUAUGGAUGUGUUCGAUACCAAGUGUUAGGAUUAGAAUUAAACGAAAAUCUUCACAUUGAACUAGUUUAGACGUAUUUCACGAUGAAUAAAUUAAUUUAUUGAUUCCACAAUUAUGCACAAA